Penicillium malachiteum is the source of this 1026-nucleotide messenger RNA. RefSeq names its product basic helix-loop-helix domain-containing protein. The record is from RefSeq and is a predicted model, not a curated record. The coding region runs from base 1 to 1026 and encodes 341 amino acids. NCBI's taxonomy places the organism in Eukaryota, Fungi, Ascomycota, Eurotiomycetes, Eurotiales, Aspergillaceae. The transcript is spliced from 3 exons. Gene Ontology annotation, molecular function: protein dimerization activity.
AUGAGUCAUUUUGGGCCUGAAAGAACUAAGAAAAAGCGUGUUCGACAUUGGACCGCUGAAGAUAGAGCUGUGCACCGAGAGUUUGAGAAGUCACGCCGAGAAGCCUUUAGCGAGCGCCUACUGGAACUGACAAAAUUACUUCCAAUGCUGAAGGAGGAAAUACGGCCUUCCAAACAUAUCAUAGUGGAUGCAAGCAUAGCUCAUCACAAGACCCAGCAAACAAAAUGCGACCAGGCCGCUAGUACGAUUCGGAAACUACUAGCUGAACGCGAUGAGCUGUUAAAAGAGGUCAACAGUCUUCGUGCCUUGUACCGACCUGGCACCUCUAUUCCACGCCAAGCCGUGCCAGUUGAUCUCGGCGUUCUCGAGCUCCUUGCAGAAAGCGAUAACUCGAAUCCAAGUAUUCUUACCAUGCUCCCUGGAAAGAGACUAGAUGUUGAGAAAGGCCUUAAAGAAAGGUCGAAUACUUCACAACAAGCUUCUUUGUUGCCUGCAACCACUGGUACCGACGGAUCGUCCCAAGGGGCUGUUUAUCCAGAGCAACCUAUUGAAACCCCGCCUUUCGCAUAUUCGCCAGUUGAGGCCGGGUGGGUUCUAGAUAACCCCAGCAAGGCUACAACAGCUAUGUCACAGGAUCUUAUUGAUGCUUCCUUUCUUUGGAACCAAUCGCCGGAAAUCAUACCUUCCCGACCAAAAGCUGGAGAUCCCAGGCACAAUAGUAGACUUAGUACUUCGUGCCUCGUUAGCGACUCGGCUUCAUUUUGGAAUAUGCACCCUGGUGCUAUGCUAGCAACAUCUCCGGAUACGAAUCUACAUUAUGAUCUCGGAGCCUCGCAAUGGACAAUCAAUGUCACCAAGCCAGAUAUUUCAAACUUCAGCUUCCAUGUUGCCAAAUUCAGAAAGUCUGUCUAUAUGAAAGAAGACUCUGACAAUUUCCAUAUCAACCAGAUAAUCAAGAAAAACUCAAAUAUUCUUCAUAGCCUCCUCGAUCUUCGCCUGGCUUCUCUUCUCCGCAGCAACAAAUAG